CUUAGUCUGGAAUAUCGAGGAACGGGAAUACCCUGGCCCUUUGAACCACUCUAAAUAUAUCGACCUAUAAUAGCAGCCGAGGAGACAAAGAAAGUCUGAACCAAAUUUCACAGCGACGGAGAUCUUCGUUGUCUCACGAGAUGUAGGUAAUAAAUUGACCCGGACAAUUAUUCCUAUCAGGGUUCCAACUUGGCUCCUGACUCAGGCCUCAGGCACCCAACCCAACAACGCCCAACCGACAACAUUAGGCAAAUCAGAAGACUUCAGUGAUGCAGAUUGCCACGUCGGAACCUGUCUGAAGGGGAACUUUUAGUCAUUGAAACGCAGGGUGACUGAUCCAAGAUGACAUAAUGAGGCAUCAACCCCGCAUUUGGCCAGAGAGAUAAAUAAUGCCCUAUCUUAUCUCUUCCCCUCACCCUGCAGUCUGGAGAUAUCAGGUAACCCUCAACAACCUUCCCAACUUCACUCACUCACCUACCUCGCCAUGACGAUGGAUACAGAGAUCAAGUACAUUCUCAGCCUCCAGGCCGUCCGUGAACGCGCUCACCGUGUGUUCCAGCUGGCUGAAGCCAACCAAAUCAACCAUUUCGAAUAUCACGAGGACCGCUUCGACGCCGCAGUUCAAUAUGUAGCCAACAUCAUCACGCGCGACUUUGGUCCAGACAAAUAUCAUCUGAUCCCCCCUCACGGCCGGUGGCAGCACUUCGACGUCGGUGGGAUAGCCCGUGUGAAGGACCUCCUUGCGCGAUGGGAAGCGGCGGGGUAUGACAAGGACGAACAAGCUCGCAGCCUAGUCGAUUUAUUCUUUGUCUCGGUUCUGCUCGAUGCUGGGGCAGGGGAUAAAUGGCGUUUCACCGAGCCGGGCAGUAAGACAACCAUUGGCCGCAGCGAGGGCAUCGCCGUAGCGACGUUGCAUAUGUUCAACGAUGGCGAGUUUGCUCUUCCAUCCAGUGAUCGAAAGGACAUUGUUCUAGGCGCCUCGCUCAAGGACUUCUCCGAUGCAACCCUAUCACGCGGCUUCCAGAUCACAGACGCUAACCCGUUCGUCGGGGUCCCUGCAAGAGUCGAACUAAUCAAGUCUCUCGGUCGCUCAUUGCUCAGCCUCCCCGAUAUCUUCGGUGACACAGGUCGACCUGGGAACCUUGUCGACUAUCUCAAAUCUCGCGCCGACGCGUCCAACCGUCUCGACUUCGAAGUAUUAUGGGAAACCCUGCAAAGCGUUCUCCUGCCCAUCUGGCCAUCCUCUCGAACGCAGAUAGACGGCCAUCCCGUCGGCGACGCCUGGCCCCUAAAGGCCCUGGCAGAUGACGCCCAGAAAGCCGGUCGCCAGUCCAAAUGCUCACACAUCCAGCCGUUCCACAAGCUGACGCAAUGGCUUGCAUAUUCCCUAAUGGUGCCGUUUGAGCGCCUGCUCGGGGUGGAGUGGAAAAACGCCGAGAUCGCAACAGGACUUCCCGAGUACCGAAACGGAGGACUGUUCGUUGAUUUAGGCGUUCUGACUCUGAAGGGCGAGAGUCUGCAGCGUGGAUUGGCCAACUCGGGUAGCGCUUUGCCUGCCUUUGAGGCGACGAGCGAUGAGAUUGUUGAAUGGCGCGCUCUGACCGUGGCGCUGCUGGACAAGUUGCAUGUUGCGCUGAGGGGCACUGAGUUGGGGAAGGAGAAGUUGAGCCUUCCUCAGGUGCUGGAGUCGGGGUCGUGGAAGGCUGGGAGGGAGCUGGCUGCGCAAAAUCGACCGGAGACCAAGUCUAGUCCGAUCUUGAUUUUGGGGGAUGGCACACUGUUUUAAGGCAGUGGUUAUUUCGGGGUUCUUGGUUGCACUGGAGAUGACUGGGUCAUUGGAUUGGAGGGUUUGGGGUGUCUAUGGUAGGUUCACUGGCUUCUAUGGAUCGUUUAUAUAUAAUCCAAGAUUUCAGGUCUGUAUGAGGAGUAUUCGAGGCAUUAUAUAGCACGGCUGGUACAUUAUACAUCAUCCAUGUAUA
This is a messenger RNA of Aspergillus pseudonomiae, 1979 nucleotides long. Its product is annotated as URC4/urg3 family protein. The record is from RefSeq and is a predicted model, not a curated record. Bases 485 to 1786 code for a protein of 433 amino acids. The transcript is spliced from 4 exons. Lineage: Eukaryota; Fungi; Ascomycota; Eurotiomycetes; Eurotiales; Aspergillaceae.